Molecule: messenger RNA, 1374 nt
Organism: Durusdinium trenchii
Lineage: Eukaryota; Dinophyceae; Suessiales; Symbiodiniaceae
Source: the annotation of a GenBank genome assembly
CCUCCUCUUUGCAGCAGCUUUUGACAUGUUUUGAUCCUUCGGGUGCAAACAGCCGUGCCAUGCGGAAUGCCAUGUGGCACAGAGCUCCUGGAUCCAGAUCCGGCCUCUUUGCAGUGGUCGCUGGAAUCUCAUGUGUGGCGAUUUGCUUCACAGGUGACGGGCGCGGGCCGCACCGAACGCGGGUUGGCUCGCAUGCGGAACCGACUAGAGGGACCAAGGUGACACAGAAGAACUUCGAGACGCCGGGCUGGAAAGGUGGCAAGGGCCGCGAAAUCCCCAAGGGCUUUGAGAGCUGGUCCGACUACACCAGGUAUGCGCUAGAAGGCAUCAAGGUCAAUGGGCCCGUGGGUCCCACUGCUGAUCAAGCAAAGAACAAAGACUAUCGGCCGACGUCUUUGGUGGACCGUAAGAGGUCGAUGGGCGUGGACUUUGGCCCGUCCUUUGUGGGCUUAGCACUCUCGCUAGGCGGGGUGAACACCAUGCCGAUGGGCACGCUCCGCACCGGGGAGGACUGGAAGGAGCUGGCCAUCAAGAUUGCCAAGAUCGCGAGUACCCAGCGUGUCAAGGACAUCGUCGUGGGUCAGCCUUUAGAGCGCGACGGGUCCGAGGGAAAAAUAGGCAAGCUGGUGCGAUACUUCGUUCAGGUCUUGGCGGACGCGUGUUUGCUGAUGCUGGGGAACGAGGUCACCGUGUACAUGUGGGAUGAGCGUUUCUCCACCACCUACGCCGCCAUGCGCCUGGGGAACCGCCCCCGCUUCGAUGGCGAGGCCUUCAAGCGGUGGAUCACCGUGCGGCAGGGCCUCAACUGGGGCGCCAAGGCCUUGUUGGACUCCGAGGCCGCUCGAGCGAUCUUGGAGCACUGGCUGUCAAAGGAUGAGCGAAGUGAGAUCAUCAACAAGGAGCUCUCCGAACGUGUCGCUCCGUCCCGAGAGGCUUGCAUGAGGUAUUUGAAGUAUCGCAAGGUGAGGGCGGCCUUGCCGCCUGCGAAGGAUCUUCAGCCUGAGGAGCCUGCUGGCCCAGGGAAAGAAGCCUGGGAGUGGUACGAUCGUCAUCCCGAGAGCUAUGAAGUGGAUGAGGAAGAGCACCAGAGCGCCACAAGCGCCUUCAACGACUACAUGGCAGGCUUAGACGGCUUCGGGGACAAGGAGCGCGACGCUGAGAAGCGGCGCGGCGAGCGCCGCACUGCGCGGCGCGAGGAGCGCCGCGUGCGGCGGGCGCGGCGGGCGAGCGACCGCGAAGCAGAGGAGGUGCUGCAAGAGAGGGUGGAUCAAUCCCAGAAGGAUUACCAGGGCAUGAAACUGCCCAAGGAGAAGUGGAACAAGUACCGGUGAAUCGCGACGUUUUCCCCAGCACCCUGCAGCAGCCUGCGCAGAA